CUCCACCACCCUCAGCGAGUAUUCUUUUCUAUUAAGUAGGGUUUCAUAAUUUUUCAUUUCACUGUGAGCAAACAAGAUCUUCAGAUCCAUGACAACAACGACAAUGCUUCUGCGAAGCUCGUCCACGCCGAUUCUCAAUUCUCGCAUCCCUCACCCGAAGGAUUCGCCUCACGAACCCGAAAUCCUUCACCGGAGCCCGCGCACGCGCUCGCUCACGCUCUCCGCGUCGUCGAGUUCGCUCUCGCCGGUCGAAGCUUCGCCGAGCAGAAUGACGCGGGCGCUGUCGGAGACGGAUCUCUCCGCGCGCUCCAAAACGUCUUCGUUCGGCUCCGCUCUGUUUUCCUUCACCGAGUCGGACGAAGGAGACGGAGUUGGCGGCGGCGGCGGCGGCGGUGAUGGAUGGGACAACGGUGACGGCGGAGGGUCGGGGUUUUGGGAUUCGAAUAAUGGGAAUGAUAGCACGGACUUGUAUUACCGGACGAUGAUUGAAGCGAAUCCAGGGAACCCUCUGUUUCUUGGCAACUACGCGAGGUACUUGAAAGAGGUUCGAGGGGACUAUGUGAAAGCGGAGGAGUAUUGUGGGAGAGCGAUUUUGGCGAAUCCGAAUGAUGGGAAGGUGCUAUCGAUGUAUGCAGAUUUGAUAUGGGAGAGCCAGAAGGAUGCUUCGCGUGCUGAGACUUAUUUUGAUCAAGCGGUUAAAGCAGCUCCCGAUGACUGUUAUGUUCUGGCAUCCUACGCUCAUUUUCUUUGGGACGCGGAGGGAGAGGAAGAUGUUGAAGUGCAAGAAGAUUCAUCUGAAAUAUCUCCUAGUUUCUUACAUGGAGCUGCUCCACUACCACCGCCUUUAGCUGCUGCUUCUUCUUAAGCUGCUUCCACUGGUGUCUGGCUUCCAUAUAUAACUUUCUAACUUUUGUUUAUACUACCUUAACCUUGUAAUAUUUUUGGCCGAUGAGGACAGUUGUAAUGGUUUUUGUCCACUGUGUCAUCACACUUGUAGAUUCAUGUAGCGAUACAAGAGAAUAAAAGAUGGCGGGGACAUUCUCCUUUCCUUUUUGCAUUUUGUUUGAUUUGCCGAAUCUUCCUCUACAGGCAUGCUUGUAUUAUGUCCAAGAAAAACGCUUGAACAGGUUUUGGAGUUAUAUUAUUCACCCGUGCAAGAAGGUGGCAGAUUUUGAA
Messenger RNA from Glycine soja, 1176 nucleotides. RefSeq lists its product as uncharacterized. NCBI's taxonomy places the organism in Eukaryota, Viridiplantae, Streptophyta, Magnoliopsida, Fabales, Fabaceae. Gene Ontology annotation, molecular function: protein binding. Bases 89 to 865 code for a protein of 258 amino acids. The transcript is spliced from 3 exons. The record is from RefSeq and is a predicted model, not a curated record.